UUGACUUGGUGGACAGUCGAGCUUCAUCUCUGAGUUGACUGUUGAUCGUUAGAGAGUGUGGGCAGGGAAUUUUAUAGGAAAUAAAAAAGAAAUCACUUUAUAAAGUAAAAACGCCAUGGAUUGAUAAGAGACACUUGCGUGCAAAGUGCAAAAAUGAAGCAGCAGUCACAGAAACUGCAGAUAUCUGUCAUCUGUGGCCACACGGACAGGCAUGACAGUAGCCAGCUCUCACUGUGCCGAUAGACAGGGAUGAAAAAUAGCCCUCCAGAUGGAUAAUUACCAGCGAUUGGAUUUAUAAAAGACGCCUUCAUCGUCUAUAGUACCUGGAUCGUGGUUUAACAAGUCUCAGACAACAUGUGAUUCUAAUAAACUCGCGGAAAAAAGGGAGAGAAAACAUUGCGACGAUUCGUAAGCAUUCGAAAAGCUUGAAGAAUCAUAAUUCUCGAAGGAAUAAUGUUGUGAAAAUUGAAUGUCAAUUCAGGAAGCAUUAUUUGUAAAUAUGUCGUUUGCGCAUCUGCUGCGAUGGUCUUCUUCAAAUAUUUUUUAAUGUAAAUAUAUUAGUAAUUGAUUCAUGUUAACAAAACCUGAAGCAACGCGUGUGAAGAACAGACAUGGUUCAGGUACACAGGAAAACGAUUUUUAACCCGCUCUGGUGUAACUGACUAGAUUUGAUGUCCUUUAUAAUGAUGUCAUCUGUUUUUUUGGAAAAAAUCAUCGUUAACGACAGCGUUGCAGAUUCCGUGUCAGGAUUAUACCUCGGGGAAUAAUUUCCUGAGAUAUUUGUGGAGAGUUUUAAAAACCCAAGGUUUGUCAGCGCUUUAUCAGAUUCAUUGUUAGAAACCUGGUGAAGAAUAGCGUUUGAAUGGUUUUUUUUAAUGUCUUUGACGUUUUGAGCAACAUGUUGUACUGUGUGUGAAAUCGUAUUUUAUCGAUGUUUGGAUCUGUUUUCAUUUUCCAUGUGUUAAAAAUACCUACGACGAAGAACUGUGACCAGGCUCAUUGAUGUUCAAUUUUUUUGUGAUUUUAAACAACUUGUGAUUUUUUCAUUGUUGAUGAGGAUUAACUACGCUGUUUAAUCGAAACACACUUGUCAGGAACCUUCUAUACUAUGUGUUGGCGGAUCCCUUGCUUUCUGAACCGUGAAAUCAUCAAAGCGUAAAGGUUGCCGGGAAAAUCUUUCAAUAUUUUUGGCGGGAAAAUCAGCCCGUAUGGAGGAGUCUUCCUCCAGUGAGGCAAUUGCCAGCGUCAGAGAGACCACACCCUUCGUACGAGACAAACAGCGAACCAGAGAAAUGAAUUAUAUUUGUGCGAUUGGUAGUCGUAUCAUGAAGAUGAUCGAUCGCUACUUGUUUGAUAUAGAUCAUGACUUGGAAGAUUUGGAAAUGCAGGUUGUUCGUUAUAAACCGGAAGGUCUGGAUGUCCUGUGCCGGAAGUCAAAGUUCACCCGGAAGGAGCUACAAAUUAUGUAUAGAGGCUUUAAACAGGUAGAAUGUCCUACCGGCAUCGUGAAUGAAGAAACGUUCAAGGAGAUCUAUGCACAAUUCUUUCCACAGGGCGACUCUAGCGCCUACGCUCAUUAUGUGUUCAACACUUUCGACCAUGAUCGGAAUGGAUCUCUGAGUUUCGAGGAGUUCGUGAUGGGCUUAUCAGUAUUAUCCAGAGGAACUCUCCAGGAGAGACUGCAGUGGGCUUUCAAUUUGUACGACAUCAAUGGCGACGGCUUCAUCACCAAGGACGAGAUGACGGACAUUGUGUCGGCCAUCUACGAGAUGAUGGGCCGAUUCUCCGAACCGAUGGUCGACGAAAACACCACCAAAGAACACGUGGAAAGAGUAUUUCACAAAAUGGAUAUCAAUCGUGACGGCGUGAUUACGUUUGACGAGUUUAUGGAGACGUGUCGUAGGGACGAAAACAUAACAAAAGGAAUGGCAAUUUUUGAUACAGUCCUUUAACAGCGAAUAUGUCAAAACUGAAACCAAAGGUCCGUGGGUUGUUGUUUUCUUGCCAAAGUGUGCGACAUGAGAUGACACAUAUUGACGUAAGUUUGGGGACACACGGGUGACCAGACUGCGGUGGAGACAUUGCCAAAAAUAAACUCUAACCUUUCCAAAUCAAGACCAAUCAAUGUUUGUCCGAGAUGUGAACUUCCGGUUCAAUUUACCGGACCUGGAUAUGACGUCAAUGCCUUCUGUAUGUUGAGAUCUCAUUCUCCUCCCGUUUUAUGCGAGAUGAACACUUCGAUCUCCUAAAAUUAACCAAUGGCGAAGUGCAGAAUCAGAUGUAUCUGUUUAAACCCUCAUUUAGAUUAAAAUAUCAAAAGUUAUUAAUAUUGUAAAUAUUUUAUUGACCUGUAUAUUGUUCUGUGUAAUGUGACAUCAUGUUAUUUGAUAAGAGUUGACCCAUGCGAAAUAGAAUGUAGUAGAAUUUGUGCGUAUAUGUAUACAAGAUGAAUUCAGAGAGUGACAUGACAAACCGAACCACCAGUAAAUUCAUCUGCAUGAGAAUCUGACUUCAUGAUUUCAAGUACGUGUACGUUUGAAUAUUUAAAAAGUUGUUUUACCCAUAGGCUAUGAUAAAUUGAUAAAUAUAAUAAAUGAAUAUAAUCCUGCCUAUAAUAAACUUGGGAAAAUCAAAAUAUUUUCAAAAACGAUUGUACUUUGGAGACAAAAAAAAAACAAUUAGUAUGCGUGCUAAUUCGUGUUGAGGUGUGAACUGUUAUUCAAGCAUAAUCAUUUUGAUUUACAGGGUUUCAAAAGUUGAUUAAGUGUUAUUUCGAUAUGUGCAGUGUUUUGUGUGAUAAAAGCGGUUUAAAACUGCAGCAUUAAAUUAAUCUAUUUGUUAUGGUUGAUUCAGAUUGAUGUUUUAGCUUAUUUGUUUUUAAAUAAAAUCUGUUUGUUUGAUGUACAUGUAAGGGUACCCAAGACACACGCUUUAGGGCCUAAUUAAAUGUGAAUUGUGCAUCAAGUUUAAAAAGAUACAAAAUCUAUCUGAUAUAAAUUAUGAUAUCUUGACUGGCUGUGAAAUUAUGUUAACAACAUCAAGACACUGAUCGAUUGCAGGUCAUGACCUUGAUCUUUAAUUUGAAGGUCAUAUAAACUUAUCUAGAAUUUAAAAAAAAAACCUGCAAACCUGAAUUAUCCUCGUCUGAAUUAUAAGUUGUUAGAAAUGAUGACGUUAUCAUAUCUGUGAUUCUCACUAGACAUUCCCAACCUCCGCCUUGAUGUAAGCUGACCCAUGACCCUAACUUAUUGACCUUUCACCUCUGUAGUGUUGAUGUCAUUUAAUCCCCGUUUCAGAUUUAUUAAUGGAUGUCCCACGUUUCAAUAUAUAUUAUACUUCAUCAUGUCAAUGUUCUUUUUUAAAUUCUCGAGAAUUGUUGCCAAUAAAAGUUACACAAAAAUAUCACAGUA
Magallana angulata is the source of this 3410-nucleotide messenger RNA. RefSeq names its product Kv channel-interacting protein 4-like. The record is from RefSeq and is a predicted model, not a curated record. Gene Ontology annotation, molecular function: calcium ion binding. Bases 1209 to 1952 code for a protein of 247 amino acids. The transcript is spliced from 7 exons. NCBI's taxonomy places the organism in Eukaryota, Metazoa, Mollusca, Bivalvia, Ostreida, Ostreidae.